This is a messenger RNA of Bemisia tabaci, 2580 nucleotides long. The record is from RefSeq and is a predicted model, not a curated record. NCBI's taxonomy places the organism in Eukaryota, Metazoa, Arthropoda, Insecta, Hemiptera, Aleyrodidae.
UGCUAAUUUUUCUCUUACGUUAAAGAGUGCUUUAGAUAUUUUUACAAUGCACUCAUCGUGUUUUCAAAAGUUCCUUCGUACCUGCACCAGUUCUAAUCGGAAAUUUGGAUUUAUUGUCUUCAAGUGGAUUUUUCUGACCCAGUGGAUUACAGAUUUGAGCGAGUUGGUGAGUGUUGUUUGUUCAUUUUCUAUUUUACUGAGCAUGUCUGCAUGGUCCAAAUAUCAUGUGCUCCCAUUGGGACGCUUGUCUCCUUUGUCUUGAUUCUAAGAUUUAUUUAAUUUCCGUGAGCAAUUUGGAUGGUACUGAAACCUUCUUGUGAUCAUUUUUAUGCAAAUGGUUUUCUUUCCAUGAAAAAUUGUCACGGAAAUGAUUUCGUUUCCAUGAAAAAUUUUCACGGAAAUGAUUUCGUUUCCAUGAAAAAUUUUCAUGGAAAUAAGCCACAUGGAAAUCAGCCACACGGAAAUCAGCCACAUGGAAAUAUUUCCUGUUCCAUUUUUCCGUGUCAUUUUUUCAUGGAAAUCAACUUCAUGGAAAUCAUCCACACGGAACAUUUUUAGCAAGCCGAUUCCUCGCAUCGAAGAACUCAUAAGCGAACUCAAGGAAUCUUCAGUUUAUUGCAAGAUCGAUCUAUACAAAGCGUACCUACACGUUGAAAUGGAUGAUGAAGCAAAGAAAAUUCAAGCCAUCUCUACGCAUAGAGGCACUUACCUCAUGAACAGGCUCAGCUUGGGAAUCAAAACAGCCCCCAGCCAGUUCCACCAGAUCCUUGGUCGUCUACUCGCUGGACUUUCAGGCCGCAAUUUACAGGGAAAUCAACCACUUCUGGAUUUCGAACUCUCAGCUUGUCAUGAAAAUACGCUAAAUCAAAUUUCCAGUGCCAAUGUCACAAGUUACGACAUCGCAGAGGCAGCAGAAUCGGAUCCAAAGCUCGUUGAUAUUAUCUCCAAGCUUCGCAGCAGCAGCGAAGACCCCGCCUGUAUGGAGUACGUAUUAGAAGGCGAUAUUGUUUACAGAGGUAACAGAGUCUAUAUCCCUCAGUCAUUGAGAGGCCAAAUACUCAAAGAAUUGCAUGAAACUCAUUCAGGAAUCACAAAGACAAAGCAACUCGCUAGAAGAUAUGUCUACUGGCCUUCAAUUGAUUCUGAUAUUGAAAAAUUAAUCAAAUCAUGUGAGCAGUGCAUGCUAUCUCAGAAGUCUCCUAAGAAAGUUCCUACCCAUAAAUGGGAAGAGCCGACUCAAAACUUCUCCAGAGUACAUAUGGACUAUGCAGGUCCAAGGAAAGGAUUCAAUUUUCUCAUCCUUGUCGAUGCCAAGUCUAAGUGGCCAGAAGUCCGCAUUCUUAGCAAAGCUCCUACUACAGAUUCUACUAUCAAAUUAUUAGAAGACAUAUUCUCUUUCCAUGGCUACCCUCAAACUUUAGUUUCAGAUAAUGCUUCAAUUUUCUCCGCCGACAACGCAGAAUUUAGCAAUUAUUGCAAAACAAAAGGAAUUUUCCAUUGUUUUACUGCCCCUGGGAAGCCAGCCACAAAUGGCCUAGCAGAGCGUUAUGUUCAAAUAUUAAAAUCCAAAUUAUCAAAAAUGGAUGCAGAACCUGGUGACAUUCAAGAAAAAGUGCGUCAAAUUGUCCUGCGAUUCAGAGCUACACCGUUAUUGGAUGGAUCUAGCCCUGCAGAACGCUACCUAGGGCGUAGAAUCAAACUUCGCUUGGAUGCCAUUCACCCAUUCAAACCGCUCAAAAAUUCGUCGUGUCAAGCCACCCACCUCCGUUCCUUCCAAAUUGGUGACAAGAUAAUCGCUCGUGUGUAUAGAAGCAACAAACCUUCAUGGCAACCCGGCCUCGUCCGGAAAAAAUUUGGUAAAAUCCACUAUCUAGUAGAAUUAAGCAACGGGUAUACACUGAAGCGACAUAUCGACCAACUGCGAGAUGCAAGUUUCCUUGACUUCAAGACCCCGGAGCAACAACAGAGUAAGCCGAAAAAGCAGGUUUCGUUUCAAGUGCAAAUGCCAACUCCAAGGGACAUUCCAGAUCUCCAUGUAGUGCCAUCUGGAAGACAGGUUGUCAUACCUGUAGCAAAGCCUGCAUCGCCUGGCUCACCUUCAGCUAGUCGGAAGCCGCCUACUGUUCAGGGUUCAAGCAGUCACCUUGUAAGGCAACCAUUGCCUCUUACCAGCCAUGGUAGCCUGCCAAGCCCGGUCUCUCUGCCGUCAACUAGCCAAUCUGCGAAUCAAGACGUUCCGCCUCCAGUCAUUGACCUAACAAGCCAGACUCCUAGGAAGCUGCCAAGUGUAGGAAGAGGUAGGGCAACUAUACGGUCGCCUGUGUUAGACCGCCCUUCUCGUAUCAAAAAAGUGCCAGGACAUUUGAAAGACAAAUUGUCCCCAAAUAAUUUGUAUUGUACCCCUAGUGAUUUUUCUGUACCCCAAGCCCAGCCAAUGUGCUUUUUCUUUUUAGUGGGGAAGGCUGUAAUAUCCCAUAGGUUGGUAACAUGUAAUGGCGGAGAUGUGUCUCUCCGUCAGGGUCAGGCCGUGGAGGCGCACUCUGUCUUCUCUAUCGAAUAAACUCGCUGUGUGAUAACGUC